Paramuricea clavata is the source of this 912-nucleotide messenger RNA. NCBI's taxonomy places the organism in Eukaryota, Metazoa, Cnidaria, Anthozoa, Malacalcyonacea, Plexauridae. The record is from the annotation of a GenBank genome assembly.
AUGGCAGUAGAACGCAACGAACUUGAAAUGAGACGGGAAGAGCGUAAAAGGAGGGCUGAGAGGGAAGAUAAAGCGUUUGAAGUAGAAUUGGAACGAGAGAAAUAUCAGAUCUAUGUAGCUAAGCAGAGCGUACCAAAGCCUAUAAAGGUGCGAGAAAUGAGAGAAAAUGAGGAUAUAGAUGAUUAUUUUCGAAUUUUUGAGAUGACUGCUAAGCCCCUGUUAAUUUCGCAAGAUGAGUGGCUAGGUAGUUUAAUCCCCCGUUUAAGUGAAAAAGCGAAGUCUAUAUAUUUAGAAAUUGUUGGUCCAGAUGCUCAGGAUUAUAAUAAAAGUAAGGCUAUUAUUAUAUCAAGAGCAUAACAGCUUAAUGUUGACCAUUAUAGAUAUCGAUUUCGCCAUUCAGAAAAAAAGGCUGGCGAAGACUUUGGCCAGUGGGCUCACAGAACCCGUAGAUACUUGAACCGAUGGAUGACUGUGGCAGAGGCCAUAGACAACCGAGAAAAAAUAUUAGAACAAAUUGUUAUAGAACGAUUGUUAGAUGGGGUUGGCCCUGAGUUACAAGUAUGGUUGAAAGAGAGAAAGCCCAAUACCGCAGAGGAAUUGGCAAAUUUAGCGAAUGAUUAUGUACAAAGUAGAAAGGGACCCUUAAUUGAUGGUAAAUAUGUUAGUGCCAAAAGAAAUGAUAAUAAGCCUAGGAAUGAUGAUUUUUGCAAAAUGAGAGAUAAAGUUUACGAAAAUAAUAAGGGAAAUCCAGAUAAGCCAGACUUUGGGAAAUUUCGAGAUAAAUUGGACAAGUCAAGAGUUAAGUGCUUUAAUUGUCAAGAGAAAGGUCAUUAUGCGCAUGAGUGCCGAAAGAAAAAAAAACAAAAUGCCGCAUUGUUAGGAAGGGAUAUAAUACUCUUGGAAGUUACAUAG